AUGAUAUUACUCAUAUUACUUCGUCUCUUACAGUUUGCUUCAACUGAUCAGGUAGCACCUGUUACAGUACAAAUCAGUGAUUUAUCACUUAAAAUAGCGACUAUUGAGAGUAAAAAGGCUGAAUUGGAGUUGGAUCACGUUGAAUUAGGUGUUGAAAUAGCAAAAAUGGAACAGAUCUGUAAAGUGUGUACAGUGAACGAGGGUUUCAUUGAAAUGCUGUUUGUGGCACUGAAUAAAGCAAGGGAUGAAGACAUUCUUAUACCUGAAACUCUUCAAAAAUUAGAGUAUAAGGUAAGAACCAUAAUAGAAUUCAAUGAUUUCAAUUAUAUUGAUUUCCUUGAUAUGGAUGACUACAUGUUUGCAGAACAGGCUAAGAUAGCAGAAUCAAUAGCAAAAACGUAUAAGAAGGAAUAUCACAGACUUUAUAAUAAAAUAGCUAUCAAGGAAACGGAGAUGACGAAUAUAAAAUCCAGGAUUGGAAAAUGCCAAAGGGCGUUGAAAGCAUUGGAUUCGAAAUUGAGGAGACUAACUAAUAAAUAA
This is a messenger RNA of Enterospora canceri, 540 nucleotides long. Lineage: Eukaryota; Fungi; Microsporidia; Enterocytozoonidae. The record is from the annotation of a GenBank genome assembly.